CGCGCACACAUAGAUAUGUUCACACUCAUAUAGCUCGUGUACUUAUACAUAUAUACAUAUAUAUAUAUAUAUAUAUAUUAAUUUAUAGCUUUGCUAUUUAUCAAAGUUAUAUAUAAACAUAUAUACACAUAUAUACCAACUAUGUCUAGCCGAAGAUCACGUUCAAGACAAACGGGAGGUUCCAUGAUCACCGACGACCAAAUCAACGAUAUCGUCGUCCAGCUCCAUCGCAUCGUCCCGGAACUUGGUAACAGAAGGCCCUCCGACAAGGUUUCAGCGUCGAGGGCGUUGCAAGAGACGUGCAGCUAUAUAAGGAACCUGCACAAGGAAGUGGAUGACCUGAGUGAACGACUAACUCAACUUCUUGAAUCUGCGGAUUCAGCCCAAGCAGCCUUCAUUCGAAGUUUGCUUACCACUCCGUAGAAAGAAAACCGAUAACAGUACUGUUUUUUUUUUUAUGUGUUUCAUGUUUUUUUAGGGUUUUGCUUUUUGUCAGAUGGUGGAGACAGCAAGUUGUCUGUCAGAUUUGUCUUUUCUGGCUUAAGGAAUAUUAUAAAAUAGGAUCAAAACCCGAUUACUCUUUUUUUUUUAAUAAAUUACGUAAUAUGGUCCAUGUAGUAGGGUUAAACUAUUUAUAAUUAA
Molecule: messenger RNA, 642 nt
Organism: Tarenaya hassleriana
Lineage: Eukaryota; Viridiplantae; Streptophyta; Magnoliopsida; Brassicales; Cleomaceae
Product: transcription factor PRE4-like
Exons: 2
Coding region: 142-423 (93 amino acids)
Biological process (GO): regulation of growth; regulation of DNA-templated transcription
Molecular function (GO): protein dimerization activity
Source: RefSeq, a predicted model, not a curated record